Paramecium octaurelia is the source of this 616-nucleotide messenger RNA. The record is from the annotation of a GenBank genome assembly. NCBI's taxonomy places the organism in Eukaryota, Ciliophora, Oligohymenophorea, Peniculida, Parameciidae.
AUGAAUCAACAGUAACAAUAUUAUUAAGAACAAUAUUAGGUUUAACAACCUAGAAUAAAAAAGGCUAAAAGUUUCGAUGAGGAUGAUGAUUUAGAAGUAUCAAAUACUUUAAAUUAGAUAAUUAAACAAGGGUAUGGUAUCCACGAGGCUUUGAGAAUUGAUAUUCUGGAAUUUUAUAAAAGUUGUAGAACUUAAUAAGAAUAUAAGAAUCCAGCUGAUUUUGUUAAGCACAGACUGGAUGGCAAGUACGGACCUUAUUGGUUUGUAUUUAUGUGGGAACAUAAAAAUGGAUUGAAUGCUUAAUACAGUUAUUAUAAUAAUGAUGACAAAGUUUUUGAAUUCAAAGUAAUAACCGUUGAAAUUAUAAGUUAAAUGGUUGGCAUGUCUUGAUUUAUUCAUUCAACCAAACCCAGCAACCUGCCUAAUUUAAACCAUAGCCAAGUGGCCAGACUAUGCCUUAAUACAAUACGUAAAAUGCCUCAUUUACAUUUUCAGAUAGUUUCCACCUCCGCUUUAAGAUCGAAGAUUUGAUGAUUUUUAAGUAGAUCCAAGAUAUCCUUAUUCCUAAAUGCAACAAGGACCACCUCCAUUUAGACAAGGAGGAUGGUAUUACUGA